Misgurnus anguillicaudatus (oriental weatherfish) is the source of this 1813-nucleotide messenger RNA. The record is from RefSeq and is a predicted model, not a curated record. NCBI's taxonomy places the organism in Eukaryota, Metazoa, Chordata, Actinopteri, Cypriniformes, Cobitidae.
UGUUUGUGCAUUUUUUUGUAUGUGUACUUUUAAUACACUAUAUAAAUCCUGCACAGAAUUUAAUAAAAACUCAUUAAAAAAACUCUAUCAGAUUAGACAAUUAGGGUUUGGAGGCUGUCACAACACAAGUAUAAACAACAACCACAAACAGGAAAACGUCUUUAAAUGCUUUAUUAAAUAAUACAGGAACUCAAAAGAAACUGAACUACACAAGACACAAGUGAACAUAAUGGGUUACUAAGGAAACAGACGAGAGACUAAUUAAACUAAACAAGAACUGAUAAUGACUUUAACAAUAAACAAAAAAACUGAAAGAAACUUUGAAAACUAAAUAUAAUCCUGACAGUGGUGGGGAAGUUCUUGGCAAAAACAGAAAUAUUUUGCAUUUUACUCAUUGGACAUUACGGGGGAAAACCUCAAAACUACUAAUAUAAAUGAACAAUUCAUUUUUAACAAUGACAUAUAUCCAAAAAUAUCAGCAAAAACCCACAAAAUUUUCACUUCAUUAUUUAACUGUUGUGCGAAUACUCAAUCAUGUGACGUUUGUGUGGGUUUGUUGUAAGUCUGAUUUUCCUGUUUGAUAUGUCGCAAUGUGAAACUUGGCUGGCAUCACUGGGAUGGCAGGUUUUUGUUUUAACUGAACUCGUGCUCAUUCAUUCUGUAUGCCAGUACAACAGCGCUCAUGAAAAAUGCAGUAUAAUCGUGUACUACACUUUGCCAUGGUUUUGCCUGCUUUGUUUGAAACAGUUCAUGGACAUUAUGGAUAUUUUGUAUUUCUCUGUCGUGAACUUGGCUCACUGGAAAAUGUUGAGUUUAUCUUGUCAGCAUACUACAACAAGGCUGAACUGAUAAGAUUCAACAGCACAGAGAAUAAGGUUGUUGGUUACACUGAGUAUGGAAUUAAAUGGGCAGAUGAUUUGAAUGCAAAACCUGAGUGGCUAAGAAAGGAGGGAGAAAAAGCUGUGGCAGACUGCAAGAACUAUGGAGCAGAGUAUCACCAUUUGAUAGAUAAAACAGUAAAACCAGAAGUCACUAUCCGAUCAGUAAGGCAGGCCAGUGGUAAACAACCAGCCAUGUUGAUAUGCAGCGCUUAUGACUUUUACCCAAAACUGAUUAAAAUGUCCUGGUUGAGGGACGGUGAGGUGAUAACUUCAGAUGUGACCUCGAUUGAAGAGCUGGCUGAUGGAGACUGGUAUUAUCAGAUCCACUCCCGCCUGGAAUAUUUCCCAAAACCUGGAGAGAAGAUCAGCUGUGUAGUGGAGCACCCCAGCUCCAGUAAACCCAUCAUCUACCCAUGGGAUUCCUCUUCAUCUGAAUCUGAGUCUGAUAAGAUAAAGAUCAUUGCUGGGGCUGCAGGUCUUGUGGUGGGAAUCAUCAUGAUUGUUGGAGAACCCAUCUGCUAUUUAAGAAAAUGCAUAGCUCAUGUUAAUACAGCUACAGUUCAGGACACCAGACUCACCCAACAUUUGCAGACACCGGCUGGAGAUUGAGUGACAGACUGUAAUGCAUCAAACAUCAUCAAACCUUGGCAAAGGUCUUCAAAAAAAAAGAAAAAAGAAAAUAAACAAAUAUAAAAUAAGAAUAAGUAACACUAUAAAAUAAGUGUUUACAACAAGUGUUUACAAGUGUUUGAAUGAGAUUUAGUGUCUGCUUGCAGAAAACGUUCAAACCUCCUCCUGCCCAGUCACUUUGCACCUUGUCUUAUUCCUACUAUGGAAGUCAAUAGACACUAUCUGCUGUGUGUUUACCAUCAUUUCUCAAAAUAUCUUCUUGUGUGUUCAUCAGAAAAAAAUAAAUGUUGUUUAAAACAACG